GCCCCCUCCUUCCUCACUGUCCGAACGAGGUCGGUAUAAAAGAGCUGGACUUCAAGGGGAUGGUCACAGUCGCAACAGUUCGGCAGUCUCACCAACACACCCCAGCAACCAUGAAAUUCCUGAUCAUCGCUGCCCUCGUGGCCGUGGCCGCCGCCCGCCCCCAGGAGUACCACGACGACAUCUUCCACUUCUCCACCAAGGUGAACCCCCAGAGCUUCUCCCGCUCCUCCGUGGUGAGCCAGUCCGUCCCCGUCGUCUCCAAGACCAUCGUCAAGUCCGUGCCCCAGUACCAGCAGCAGUACCAGACUGUGUCCCAGUACCAGUCUGUGCCCCAGUACCAGCAGCAGGUGGUCGUCAAGUCCGUCCCCCAGUACCAGCAGCAGGUGGUCGUGAAGAGCGCCCCCGUCUACAGCCAGGUGCACCACGUCGUCGAGCAGCAGGCCGCCCCCGUCCUCCUCCGUCACGUUGAGCAGGAGAUCCCCGCCUACCAGUCCGUCCAGCACGUGCACCAGCCCGUGUACCAGUCCGUCCAGCACGUCGCUGCCCACCACGUCGCCGCCCCCGUCGUCUCCCGCACCGCCUUCGUGCCCCAGUACGACUCCGUCAGCGUGUCUGCCUCCGCCCAGCCCAAGUACAAGAUCCUCAGCCAGGUUCAGGAGUUCGACCCCGCCGGCAUCUACCGUGUGAACUUCCAGACCGAGAACGGCAUCCAGUCCGCUGAGACCGGCUCCGUGAAGGACAUCCAGGCUAAGGACGGCCCCGUCGCCGCCAAGGAGGGUUCUUACUCCUACACCGGCCCCGAUGGUGUCGUGUACACCGUCAACUGGAUCGCCGACGAGUUCGGUUUCCGUGCCUCCGGCGCCCACCUUCCUCAGGUCCCCGAAGAGAUCCAGCGCUCUCUGGAGCUCAACGCUGCCCAGCCCCAGAAGUACGACCAGGACGGCAACCUCGUCAGCCAGUUCUAAGAAGUUCCCAUUAACUCCGACACUGAAGCGAUCUGUCCAAAUGACGAAUCUCGCUACGCCUAUGGUUAUCGAAAAUGCUCUAGAUGGAAUCGAUUAGGAAAAAAUUGUACUGACUUUAUAUUGACCAGCGGACGACAUGGGCGGGUAUCUCGCAGCGUGUCUCCGCCAGGGAGUAGUGAUACCUCUGAGUUAGCACUGCCUUCUGAACUUUAUCGACAAAUUGACUGAAGCUUUAAUAAAUAAAAAUCAAAUAUAUCUAAA
This is a messenger RNA of Frankliniella occidentalis (western flower thrips), 1226 nucleotides long. RefSeq lists its product as uncharacterized. Gene Ontology annotation, cellular component: chitin-based extracellular matrix. Gene Ontology annotation, molecular function: structural constituent of chitin-based larval cuticle. The coding region runs from base 60 to 965 and encodes 301 amino acids. The transcript is spliced from 3 exons. NCBI's taxonomy places the organism in Eukaryota, Metazoa, Arthropoda, Insecta, Thysanoptera, Thripidae. The record is from RefSeq and is a predicted model, not a curated record.